This is a messenger RNA of Danio rerio (zebrafish), 1935 nucleotides long. The record is from RefSeq and is a predicted model, not a curated record. NCBI's taxonomy places the organism in Eukaryota, Metazoa, Chordata, Actinopteri, Cypriniformes, Danionidae.
ACUUAAGCUAAUAACUAACACUUAACUAAUAUAUUAACUCACUUUUUAUAAAUCAGUUUAUAGUUUAAGCAUCUAACACAGGUGAAACGUUUGUAGAACGUUUUUGUAGAACUGUUUUUAUCAAGUCUGAUUAGAAAAAAUACUAGUUUAACAGUGAUUUGUGCACAAUAGGUUCUAUGUAAUAUAUUUUUUUGUGUGUGCAAAAAUUAUGUUUCUUUCUCUCAUAUUGUUACUCGUCAGAUAAAAUAUGGUUUAUAAUAAAUGUUAGCUGAAAAAACGCAACCUAAAUGUGAAAUUACACACAUUUUGAACAUUGUGUGUUAAGCAGAUUUCCUAGCCAUGUUUGUGAUUGUUUCCUUGUGUAAUCUGUGAUUGCUGUGUGAAAUGUGUGUAUGGAGAGGAGUGUGUCAGCAGUGGGUGGAGUAACUCUCUCAGUCAGUCAGUAAAUGAGGAAAUCUGCACAGAGAUCUUGCAGAGAUGCCGUCAUUCAGACAUAUUCACAAACAUGAGGAGAACUGAAGACCAGAGAGAAGAAGAGAUGCAAACAUUCACCACAUUCAUGGAUGUACAGAAAGGAAGAAAGAAAAGAAGAUUUCCGAAGGCCAGAAAAUAAGACACGGCUCAAACUAAGAGAAGCACUAAAACAAUAAACAAAGACGGCGAAAAAAAACCUCCAACAAAAAACUGGUCUGACGAUGUGGACAGUUGUGGGUGUGAUCUGUCUCUCUCAGUGCAUUAUGGGUCAGGUGCUGGAGAUCAGGUCCAAAGGAGCCCAUCCUCAGUUGAUCUGCAGCAUCCCAGGUUUGCCAGGGGCACCAGGAAAGCCCGGCCCCCCUGGAGCUCGCGGGGAGGAUGGCCAUAUCGGAAUCCCGGGAAGAGAUGGAAGGGAUGGACGGAAAGGGGAAAAAGGAGUGAAAGGAGAUCCAGGGAUCAGAGGAAGAGUUGGCCCGACGGGAAGAAUCGGAGAGCGUGGAGAGCGUGGUUUCAUUGGAAAGCGAGGGCCUGAGGGUGAUCCAGGAGAUUUAGGGCCUCCUGGUCCUUUAGGGCAUCUCGGACACAAGGGGGACAAAGGCCAACGUGGCCCUCCAGGAGAACCCGGCAUCUGCAAAUGUGGAAGUUUGGUCCCCAAAUCCGCUUUCUCAGUAGGGAUCACUAGCAGCUACCCCACUGAGAAAGCACCUAUAAAGUUCAACAAAAUCCUCUUUAAUGAGGGUGGCCAUUACAACCCUGAGACAGGGAAAUUCAUCUGUGCCUAUCCAGGAAUUUACUACUUUUCUUAUGACAUCACUCUGGCUGACAAGCACCUGGCCAUUGGGCUGGUCCAGAACGGAGAGUACCGGAUAAAGACGUUUGAUGCCAACACCGGGAACCAUGACGUGGCGUCUGGCUCAACAGUGAUGUUUCUAAACCCGGAGGACGAGGUGUGGCUGGAGAUCUUCUACAAGGACCAGAAUGGCCUGUUUGCUGACCCCGGUUGGGCUGACAGUCUCUUCUCUGGAUUUUUAAUUUAUGCAGAUACAAACUAUAUGGAUACAUUGGCAGAAGACUACAGAUAGCGGAUACACUAAUAUCAGUAAAUGGUGCCACCUGUGACCAGUCCAUGCCUGACCAUGGAUUAGGAUGUUUUAUACAUCACCAACAGAACAUAAGACAUUAUUUACAAGCAGCGGCAUUGUAACUUGUAAAACAACUGUAGAUGUCUCAAGAACCCUGCAUUCUCUAUUGACCAAUUUCACACGGCCGCCAUUAUCAAAAGCGAAAUCGAGGCUGCGGUGGGAAGAAACCUGGAAGAAUCGUUGGGAGUUACUUAGAAACGUUGUUUUCCUGGCUGUAUAUCUUAUCAGCAAAGAGAAAGUGACACAAAUUGAUCAUUUCACCACUGUUUGAUUGACCCGAAGGUCCGUUCUGAAUGAAUGGUGAAAAUAAAAAGGGAUU